AGUCGGAUACCUCCAGUUGAUACUCUUGGCGUUUUAUAAGAAAUCAAUUCACAAAUCAGAUUUGCAUUUAAUAUCUUAAUAGGUCUUUAAAAGAUUGCCGACCACAAGAAGGCAAGAGUGAAAGUGGGUUGAAAUCUGUUCUAAUAGUCGCAGACUGUCGUACGCUUUUUAAGAGAGGUCCGGCGCCAAGUGUUUCAGUAAAAAACCAGGAAAGUCUAAAGACGGUGUUAGGGAAGGUUCGGAUUCAUUGUGCAUUCUUGGGACAUGACCAGCAAAUGAGACUCUCUAUCUGACUUAAAUAAUGAAUUAAAUUACGUCGGGACAUAAGCCAAAUAAGGUACAAAAGACAACAUCAAACAAACGAUUCUUGAUUCUGCAGCAAAACUCUCUCGGAUUUCUGUCGUGUUCAGAGCAAGACAAUAAUUAUAGAAACAAAAAGACUUUACUAAAGCCAGAAAACUGUACAUUUACGUUUUCCAAAAGGGACUUAUACGGCAAUGCCGACGUGGUUGACCUGGGAGCGGUUGUUGCUGUUGUUUCCGAUGGUGCUACUGUUGCUGUUAACGACGCCCUGCCACACCCGGCCGAGGCGAAGGUUUUGUGAAAAUUACCCGUUUGCUCCGCGAUGUAUGGGGGUAUCAGCGAAAAGAAGUCCAUCAAAAACAGAUAUUUAUUCAACUUUAAUAAACAAAGUGCUGGAAGAGACGUUACACAGGCGGGCGCCGCGUGACUCGCUGGACUCGAGCGCUGAGGCCGUCCUGUAUGGCAGCAAGAAUGCAGCGCUCGAUACCAUAGCAACAUUAUUUGCAAAUUCACGCGUCAAACCAGACACGACAAGGGACAGAUUUGUAGAUUCACGAGAAUGGGGCGAUACCUUUGAUGACUAUGGGAGUGAGAAUGGACUUUAAUACACACUAGUCGUGGAUGUAUCAGUAUUUCCUUUUCUUGAGUAAAUACACAAAACCUUAUUCCUACAGGUGAUGAUGGACACUACAUAGCACACUUGUGUUUGUGAUAUGGAACUGAAUUACAAACAUGUGGUAAUGAAUCUUACUUCAAGUGUGCAUGUGGAAGAUUCAAAACUUACAGUUGGUGGAUGAACAUACUUAUUCGAAAGCACGGACAUGCUUUUAAAUGGAGUAGUUUUUCAUCUAACAUUGUUUUCAAUGCCAAAAAUAUUGAUUAAAAAAAUACGUACAACAUUUUUGGUUCAGACAAUGUGGACGCAUCCAACAUCCAAUUUACAAAACACUUGUACGCAGAGGUCAACCUACUUUUCACACGUCAAAUGUUCGUUUUCAGUUACAAUGUUAGCAUUAUUUCGUCGAACAAAAUGUCCUAUGACAUAAAGUGUUUUCAGUGUAAGAAGAAGCGGUCAUGCAAUGCCUUGCACCUUGACCUUCAAUGAAUGAGUUUGUCUAUUUUAAACAAAGUGUAAUACGUUAUGAAUUAUUGGGAUAUUUAUUUUAUGCUGUUGGACCUCGUUUGUUUCAUUAUUAUUUUGUCUGUAUAUAUAUGUUGUUUAUGUUUGUAUAUUGAGUAAAUAUAACUUAAAGCUGCACUCUCACAGAUUGACCUAUUUCACAACUUUUUGUCUCAAAAUCAGCUAAUUUUUUCAUCAAUGAUUUCAAUUCAGUCAUAUAAGAUAAAUUACAGUUAAAUAGAUCUCAAUUGUUGGAAAUAUGUCGAAAUUUUCCAUUUUCUUAAAGCGAUAGUAACGCUAUAAGCCAUAAAACAUCAAUUUUUGAACGUAAAUAUUAAAAACUGGGACCUGAGUUUUUAUCAGCAGUCUUAUACCACCGGUUUUCAGACAUUUAUGCACAAUUUGUCUCAUUCCAAGACAAGCAAAUAAAAACUUUUCAAAACGUUCACUCUGUGAGAGUGCAGCUUAAACAAAUAAUAGUAGAACCGGGGAAUAUAAAACGAUAUCUUAUAAAUAAAUGAGUUUUAAUCAAGGAAAGUAAAAACAUUUAUGUCAUCGGGGGCAGAAUAAAUUAACUAAUAAACAUGUCUUCUGUUUGAUUAAUUCUAAUUAUAUAUUAAUUUUGAAUUGCAAUUGCCUUUGUAUGACUUUGCAUCAUUAUAUCAUCAACUAAUUACUAUAUAUUACAGCAGGUAUGAGCAUACAGUAUUUAUUAUUUGGCAUUUAUUUGGUCCUUCACAAAUCUAAUUAUUCUAGUGAAAAAAUAACAACGUAUUGAUAGAAAGUUCAAACUUCACUUUUGUUAGGUUCAUUGGAAUUUUGGGAUUAUAUUUAUUGAUCAUAAUAGUAAUAAUUAUGGCAAUAAUCUUUUUUAAAUAGUUUUAUCAAUAGUUUAAAAUUUAUUAAAAAUGUAAAACAAAAGCAGAAAUUCAUAUUGAUAUUUCAAAACAAACUAAUAGUUAAUGUCGAAUUGUCGCUCUAUUCCUACUGUCGAUGUUGAUAUGUUCUGAAUUGCUUAAACUGAAAUAUGUGUGAAUAUAAGGAUUAACAACAAUAAAACCAAUUAAAGGAC
Mya arenaria is the source of this 2495-nucleotide messenger RNA. RefSeq lists its product as uncharacterized. The record is from RefSeq and is a predicted model, not a curated record. The transcript is spliced from 5 exons. The coding region runs from base 498 to 908 and encodes 136 amino acids. NCBI's taxonomy places the organism in Eukaryota, Metazoa, Mollusca, Bivalvia, Myida, Myidae.